Molecule: messenger RNA, 6045 nt
Organism: Myodes glareolus (Bank vole)
Lineage: Eukaryota; Metazoa; Chordata; Mammalia; Rodentia; Cricetidae
Source: RefSeq, a predicted model, not a curated record
GAGGCCGCCGCAGCGGUGGCCGCUCAGCGGUAGCGCGGCGACGAGGAGGACCGGGAGGCAGGAUGCCGACGCUCAGCAGCCCGAGACCUUAUUUCCCGUGAUUCCUGAUGGUGCAAUCCGGAUGCGCUGCAAUGGUGACAUAAACCAUUGGCUGAGACUAGGAGCGUGGCCGAAACUCCGUCCUUCCUCCUAUGUUUCUCUCUGACGGUGCUUCUGUUGGAAUAGUCAAAGGAGUCCACCCAACAUGAGUUUUAUCAUGAAACUUCACAGACACUUUCAACGAACACUGAUUCUGCUGGCCACUUUUUGUAUGGUCAGCAUUAUCGUUUCUGCAUACUACCUGUACAGUGGCUCGAAACAGGAAAGCGAACUCUCGGGGAGAGCCUCAGAAGUGGACUGUGGUGACCUCCAGCACAUACCAUCCAGGCUGAUGGAAGUGAAGAGGACAAUGCUUUCUGACGCUUCAAGGACCGACCCCACAGUCCUGGUGUUUGUGGAGAGUCAGUACUCAUCCCUUGGCCAGGACAUCAUUAUGAUGCUAGAAUCCAUUCGAUUCCACUAUCACACUGAAAUCGCUCCUGGAAAAGGGGACCUUCCUGCCCUUACAGACAAUGUGAAAGGCAAAUACGUUCUCAUUAUAUACGAGAACAUUCUAAAGUAUAUAAACAUGGACUCUUGGAAUAGAAGCCUCUUAGAUAAGUACUGUGUCGAGUAUGGUGUGGGUAUCAUUGGGUUCCACAAAACCAGUGAAAAAAGCCUACAGAGCUUCCAGUUCAGAGGCUUCCCCUUUUCCAUAAGUGGAAACCUGGCAGUGAAAGAUUGCUGUAUUAAUCCUCACUCCCCCUUGCUCCGUGUGACCAAAUCAUCCAAGCUUGACAGAGGUUCUUUACCCGGGACUGACUGGACAGUUUUUCAGAUCAACCACUCCACUUACCAGCCAGUCAUAUUUGCCAAAGUUAAGACUCCCGAAAACCUUUCUCGUCCCAUCUCUAAAGGUGCUUUGUAUGCCACGAUCAUCCAUGACCUGGGGCUCCAUGAUGGGAUCCAGCGAGUUCUCUUUGGCAACAACUUAAACUUUUGGCUGCACAAACUCAUCUUCAUAGACGCCAUCUCCUUCUUGUCUGGGAAGCGGUUGGCUGUGUCCUUGGACAGGUACAUCCUGGUGGACAUUGACGACAUAUUUGUGGGGAAGGAGGGAACGAGGAUGAACACCAAUGACGUAAAGGCCCUGCUUGACACUCAGAAUCUCUUGCGUGCUCAAAUCACAAACUUCACAUUCAACCUUGGAUUUUCAGGGAAAUUCUAUCACACAGGGACCGAAGAGGAAGAUGAAGGGGAUGACCUCCUGCUGGGGUCUGUGGAUGAGUUCUGGUGGUUUCCUCACAUGUGGAGUCACAUGCAGCCCCACCUCUUCCACAACGAGUCCUCUUUAGUAGAGCAGAUGAUUCUCAACAAAAAAUUUGCCUUAGAGCACGGCAUUCCUACCGACAUGGGCUACGCGGUGUCCCCUCACCACUCCGGAGUCUACCCUGUACAUGUUCAGCUUUAUGAGGCCUGGAAGAAGGUUUGGAACAUUAAAAUCACCAGCACUGAAGAAUAUCCUCAUCUUAAACCAGCUAGGUAUCGGAGGGGCUUCAUCCACAAAAACAUCAUGGUUCUUCCAAGGCAAACCUGUGGACUCUUCACACACACCAUUUUCUACAAGGAGUACCCAGGAGGUCCCCAGGAGCUGGACAAGAGUAUUCAUGGAGGGGAGCUCUUUUUCACUGUGGUUCUCAAUCCAAUCAGUAUUUUCAUGACCCAUUUGUCAAACUAUGGAAAUGAUCGACUGGGAUUAUAUACAUUUGUCAAUCUAGCCAACUUUGUGCAGACCUGGACCAACCUGCGUCUUCACACCCUGCCUCCAGCUCAGCUGGCUCACAAGUAUUUUGAGCUCUUUCCUGAUCAGAAAGACCCUCUCUGGCAGAACCCCUGUGAUGACAAACGCCACAGAGACAUUUGGUCUAAAGAAAAAACCUGCGAUCGUUUACCAAAAUUCUUGGUAAUCGGACCCCAGAAAACUGGUACCACUGCCUUGUGUCUGUUCCUGAUUAUGCAUCCUUCCAUCCUUAGUAACUCCCCCAGCCCAAAAUCCUUUGAGGAGGUACAGUUCUUUAAUAGAAAUAACUACCACAGGGGGAUUGAUUGGUACAUGGAUUUCUUCCCAGUCCCGUCUAACGUCACCAGUGACUUUCUGUUUGAGAAGAGUGCCAAUUACUUCCAUUCAGAGGAAGCUCCUAAAAGGGUCGCUUCUCUAGUCCCCAAAGCCAAGAUCAUCACCAUACUCAUUGACCCAUCGGACCGAGCAUACUCCUGGUACCAGCAUCAGCGGUCCCAUGAAGACCCCACAGCUCUGAAGUUUAGCUUCUAUGAAGUGAUCUCUGCUGGCCCCCAUGCACCCUGGGAACUUCGAACUCUGCAGAAGAGAUGCUUGGUCCCUGGGUGGUACGCCAACCACAUCGAGAGAUGGCUUGUUUAUUUCCCUCCCUUUCAGCUGCUAAUUAUCGACGGGCAGCAGCUAAGAAGUGACCCUGCGGCAGUGAUGGAUGAAGUCCAGAAGUUUCUAGGAGUCUCGCCUCAUUAUAACUACUCUGAAGCUUUAACGUUCGAUUCUCACAAAGGCUUCUGGUGUCAGCUCUUGGAAGAAGGAAAAACAAAGUGCCUUGGAAAGAGUAAAGGAAGAAAAUACCCACCAAUGGAUUCUGAUAGCAGAGCGUUUCUGUCCAGUUACUACCGGGACCACAACGUGGAGCUCUCCAAGCUGCUGCACCGGCUGGGGCAGCCUCUGCCCUCAUGGCUGAGACAGGAGCUGCAGAAGGUGAGGUAGCGGGCAGAAAGCGGUGGAGGCAAAAAGCAAAAGGAAUCUGUCCGUGGACCGGCAUGCGCCUCUCCAGAGCUCACAGAAGCUACCAAAAAGCUGUCAAACACAUACCUCUUCGUCAAGAAAAACGCGCGAGGCUCCUUCCAUGUGCUGGCAUGUGGAUGAUUGUGGGGGUGGGGGCAUAUAAAGGAUCUUUAAGAAGCUUCGCAGUUGAUGGCCUUCCACUGUGUAGCCGUGUGGAAGCCCCACAGCAACCAGUGUAAAUUCAAAGACAAAAACAAAAACACUGGCACUGACCUGUUCCAUUUCACACUAAUAUUUACUAUUUUGUCUAUCAACUAAAGUUGUAUUUCUGUACAUUUCUGGAUCUCUGUUUGACUGUAAAAAAGAAAAAUUAUGUGAUUCUGUGAAAUAUCUUCUACAAUGAUAAAUGUCGCAGUGUAAAAUGCCAAAAGCGUGGGGGAAAAAAAGGUUCCCAGCAUAGGCCAUGACUGUGUGAGACCCAGAGACUGGAAAGUUAUGUCUGGACUUUGUCUCCACUAAACAGAAGCGAAAGAUGGCGCUGGAGCCAGGGCGGUGACUGCUUGUGUACAGUCCAGUGUGCUUAUGGGUUUGUGUAUUUCAGACUUGUUAGCCAGUAAAUAGAAACCAUUUUUACAUCAGAAUAGUGAAUAACAGUGGAAGAGUGCUGACUAAACCCUCUGAGAGAAAGAGAGAUGGCCAUGCUAUCCUUUCCCGCGGUUAAGUGGCGGGUCUAUCCUGGUCACCUUCAGUUCUGCAGGAAGUGUCCAAUCUGAAACAGACGGACCUUUAGAUGUGCAGAGAAGCUACUGAACAAACCUCACUGACUGAAAACUAAAGACAGUUUCUUGAGGCGCUUCACUAAAGUACUCAGACAUAAACUAUUGAACAGCUGCCUUCUCCAGGUGGCCCCACAGGAAAUUAUAUUAUGUACAGGUUUAUGUAGAAAUGAAUUAAGAUACAAAUUAUUUGAGACAUUUCUUGUACUACUAAAAGGUGGAGACCAAGUCAAGUCCAGUGUUUGAGAACGUCCCACGUACCUUCCACACCCCUACCCAACAGCGGGCGUAGUCAAACGUAUGAGCAUCUACAAAAAAAAAAGGGCAGAAGUGCAAAGAUAGGCCUGGCUCCUGAAACACACUCAGUUUACAUUAGACAUAUGACGAGCCAAGAAGUCAAAACAAGGGUACAGUAGAGCAUACUUUCCUGUGUUAAUAUUUACUUAAUUUUGUAUUGUAAUUGACAUAUAUGUAAAUAUUAAGUAGUACCUCCCCUUCCGUGACUACAGAAGCUCAUUUAAAGUAUUUUAUGAGAUAUAUUGAGGAAAAAAAAAAGAUAUACAAGAAAGUCAAUGGCCUGAAGAUUUGGCUAUCAUUCUAGUGCAUAAAGCUGCACUCGUCCAGCCAUUUGCCCGUUAGAAAACAGAAGGGGCAAACUUUCUCUCAGUGUGUAUUUCCUCAUACACAGGCCAGUUAUCAAUUUGUCUGUUUAAGGUUUUCCCAUGUUCUAAUGUACUCAAAGAAUACAGGGGUUUUUAAGCAGUUACUAGAAAGAAUUGGACAAACAGCCAAAUUUUAAGAACCCUGACGGAGAAGCCAAAGCAAAAGGCUGUGAGAUCAGUCUUCCCUCUGACAGCUGCAGCUUCAGGAGCAUCACCUGCCAAAGCCAGAAGGACAAUCAUCCCUCACUUCCACGUCCAUUCAUUUGAAGAAAAUUGGCUCAAGGGGGUUGUGAGACCCGGUAGCUCCAGCUGUUACGGUCUCACUGGCGACAGCAUGUCAGCUCAUGAAUGGAGUGAGAAAAUACGUUGACAUGUGUCUCCACGUUUGAACCUCUAGAUAAAUUGGCUUCUGGCAUCCUUUAGUCUAGGUAGACAGUGCCUUUAAAAUAAAUGGCAAAAAUACCACAUAUAAUGAAUCAGAUAAAAAAAAAAAAAAGAGGGGGUGGGGUUACGGAGACCUGCUCACUCACUAGCCCGUGUUGAAUGCAGUGCCAAAUAGCAACCCUUUGAAAGGGUUUUGACCACACUGCAUGUCAAAGAGACAGCUCCAAAUUCUACAGGACACACACAGACUUCACACUGUGAGCUCCAGCUGGCUGUUAUGCUAUCCUAAAAGUAACAGAAAUCUGUGAGAAAAGAAUGAGAGAGAACAUGAUUUCAAACUAGCUGUUUGAAACUAGAAUUCCCUUUUUCAUUGCUUAUGAUAUGGGGCUUCCUCAGGAAGAAAUGAAAUGGUAAUUUCAAUGUGUAUAGCUAUAAUAUUCUUGUCAUUCACAUUGAAUGAAAAUUAUUGGGAACUUUUUUUUCCUCUGGGUUUUUUUUAAAUAAAAAAAAAAGCCCUCACUAUAAUUCUAAAAGUGGCAUGAUCCCUCAUAUGUAUAACAAUAAACUGAUAAGAAAAUGAGGGUGUUGGGCCUGGUGAUUUUAGAUAAUGACCAGGGACUUGUUUUGCCGGGGUUCAAAGGCACACCAUUAUGAUUUCAAAUGGAGAGAUAAUUGAAGAGCUUAGUAGGCAAUGAGGAAUUUCUGUUUCAAUUUUGCCUGCUGUGAUUUUAUUUGACUCCAAAUAGAACAACGCUGCCUCUUUCAAGACCCUCCUGGGCCUUCUCUCUGUGGCGUUUCGAGAGAUAUGAGCGAGUCCCUUUCACAGAUAUCUAGAAAAUGAUCUCUGCAAGGAAAACAUAAACUGAGGAGAGGAGUUAGACAGGAUCCUCAUUCCCCACAAACGUUCUCUGCUUUCAUCUCUUUCUCUUCAAGACACUAGGUUUUCUCACAUUACAACCUGCCUCACCCCUUCAUUAUUAAUACCUGGACGACAGCUGAUUCGUGUUUUUCUUUCUAAGGCAGGAUGACAGGUUACGUCCACUUCAGGACCAGUCAGUGAGCUGGUAAUGAACUGGUAAUGAACCCACCCAUCGGAGUAUUCCUAGUUUAAAAUAGCAACAUUAGUGUGCUUUAAGAAUAUCAGCCCUGCGGCUUGGAAGCACGCACUUAAGAAACAACUCAUUAAUGAAGGGGCACUCAACCAGCAAUACCAAUGUUUCCUUAAUUUCAAAUUACACUCUGUACCUGAAUUCUGUCAAUGAUGGUAACACCAUAGUUUCCUCCAUCUUUAUGCACAUGUGUUUGUGUGUGUGUGUGUUUGUAUGUGUGUGUUUGUUUA